Paramacrobiotus metropolitanus is the source of this 804-nucleotide messenger RNA. RefSeq lists its product as uncharacterized. Gene Ontology annotation, molecular function: hydrolase activity, hydrolyzing O-glycosyl compounds. Gene Ontology annotation, biological process: carbohydrate metabolic process. The transcript is spliced from 2 exons. The record is from RefSeq and is a predicted model, not a curated record. Lineage: Eukaryota; Metazoa; Tardigrada; Eutardigrada; Parachela; Macrobiotidae. The coding region runs from base 1 to 804 and encodes 267 amino acids.
AUGUUUGCAUUUCCUGUAAUUUUGAUAUGUUUUCUGGUCACGGGAAUUGAUGCCUGGGGACGGGUGGAAGUCUUUGCUGAUCGUUUUGAAGAUGACAUAAUCGAUGUCAACAAGUGGAACGUGGCCGACGCUAAAACAGCUACGCUGACCAGCGGUGGCCCCGUCAAUGCGCAGCAGGUGCUAAUCCAAAACGACGCUACGCAAGUCUGGGAAAAGGAGCACAAAAUGUUCCUUCUAACCAACCCCCCGGUGAUGUUCAAUGCAACACCACCCCACCUCUUCCUCACCGCUCGCGUGGACACACGAAGCAAGUUUUCCUACCAGUACGGCGAAGUAGAAUGGAGUGUACAGAUGCCGCUGGGCCGCGGCGUAUCAGCCAGCCUCUCUCUGAUCCCCGAUGACUGCAAGAAUGACCCCUGCGACCACCAGAUCGACCUGCUUUACCGCGGGGAUUUCCCGAACCGCGUGACCUUUAUGGUGCGCUCUUCGUACCAGUAUAGCAGCACGUCGGAUACGCAGCACGAUGGAAUUGAUAUCACCCUGUCUAACAGUCUGGCGACGAAUUUCAAUAAAUUCCGUAUCCUGUGGGAUGACCAGCAGGUUAAGUUGUACGUGAACUUUCAGGACAAUCAACCGGAGAACUUCGCCAUUAUCGAUAAUCCGUCUCUGCUGCCACAUGUUCCCAUGCACAUCCGCAUGGAUACCUCGGUGGGAGGAUGGUAUGCCGGAUUGCCGAAUACGCAGAGUUCGAGAGAAGCAUCGUUUUUAAUUAUUGAAGAGGUUACGGUUCAUCGCUGGCAGUAA